Molecule: messenger RNA, 888 nt
Organism: Moneuplotes crassus
Lineage: Eukaryota; Ciliophora; Spirotrichea; Euplotida; Euplotidae
Source: the annotation of a GenBank genome assembly
GAGACUAAUGGCAACAGACCGACUAGAGGCAAAUCAGUCGAUAAGUUUCCAUAACAAGACUUUGGAAGGACCAAGUCUCCUGAAAUUUGAUCAAAAUAGCUCUAGAAAGAGAAUCAAGGGAGGAGUCAGUGGUGCUGAAUUUGAAAAAUUGUAUGGUCACAUUAGUGUUACCAAACAGCCCAGCUUUAUGGAAAGAAAGGAUAGUUACAGAGGGAUUGGGUGGGGAGUCCUAAACUCUAAGCUUACCACUCUUCCAGCUAUCUCUGACAAUCUUAAGCGCUUUUUAAAGCAUAGGAAAUCUGAGGAGGAAAGUGUGACUCAAAAUUAUCUGAAUUCGCCUAUCAAAUUAGAGAAUAGAGGCAUAGCUCCACAAGAGUCCCAUCAGAGCAUGUCAAGAAAACCUUCUCUUAACAAUCGUGAUUUUGUGAAACAGAUUGACAAAGAAUACAAAUCAACAGGUGCAAGUGGGUUCUUGAGGUUGAAUGGAUCUUUUUCUAACCAUGUUGACAAGAAGUUACAGCUGAAGCCGGAUCUAUACCAUUCUCUCAACAUGAUGAGCCAGAAGAAGGCUAUCUUCAGAAAAUUUAACAACUCAGUCAAUGCUUUGUCAAAGAAUGCUGGAGACACAAAAAGCAGUCAUUUCACAAAAACUAAUAGUGACAAUAUGGCCUUAGGUGGCUCCUCAAAAGUAAUGAUGAUGUACAACAGGUGUGAGAAGCAUGAAAAUUGGAAGAAAUUCCAAAUCAAGAGAUCCCAACACAACUUGAGUCUGAGGCAUAGUCAGGUUACUAGCACUCUCCCAGCUCUCAAAUUUCAGAAGGAGAAGCUAUUUAAGCCGAAAAAGACUUUCUCAAGGCGGAAGUCAUAGGUAAAUAAGCGCUAAACUUA